Messenger RNA from Beta vulgaris subsp. vulgaris (sugar beet), 900 nucleotides. Its product is annotated as cysteine-rich repeat secretory protein 1-like. The transcript has 4 exons. Lineage: Eukaryota; Viridiplantae; Streptophyta; Magnoliopsida; Caryophyllales; Amaranthaceae. The coding region runs from base 1 to 900 and encodes 299 amino acids. The record is from RefSeq and is a predicted model, not a curated record.
AUGAACAGGUCGUCCAAAAUUUUAAAUUCUUUUCUCCAAAAAUUUAAGCUUCCCCUCUUGUUCAUCUCCUCAUAUUUCUUUCUAGCCAAUGCCCAACUUACUUAUAUCCAGCAAUAUUGUUACAAUGAUUUUGGCACAUACAGUGUCUUAAGCAAUUACUCAUCCAACAUCGUAACAUCCAUCAAUGAACUCGCAUCCAAGGCAUCAACCACCUAUUACAACAACUACACUACUGGUAUAGGCGAAGAUCAAGUAAACGCCUUCUAUUCCUGUCGUUACGACAUACCUCUUAGUGUUUGCCAGAGUUGUGUUGCUAGUGCUGCAAACAACGUCUCAUGGUGUAUUUCUAGUGUAGAAAGCCUCAUAGCCUAUGAGGAAUGCACCUUACAUUACUCAAACCGUUCGAUUUUCUCUGUUAUGGAGGAAUUGCCUACGCUAUAUCACUUAAGCAGCUAUAUGGACAAUCUGGUCACCGGCCUCAUUUUCGAUGUAGGCCGUGAAUUUUUUACCUCUUCCCGUUAUUUUGCCACGACGAAAGUCACAUACUCGUCGAGUGAAAAUAUAUAUGCACUAGCGCAAUGCAACCCGGAUAUUACUUCAUUUGAGUGCAAAACAUGCUUGGAAUUUGGUUAUCAAAACUUCACAAGGAACUAUACUGGUAGGGUUUAUGGACAAAUUUUUAUGCCGAGCUGCAGGUUGAGCUAUAUAUUAUCUAGUGAGGAGCCAAGUCCUCCAUGGAGAUUUGCAGAAACUUUUGAUCAAAUUCGUCAUCAAGUUCGUAAACGAAGAUUUUCCCCUCGAGUAGAUUUCACAUCCACAGGAACACGAGGAAGUCCAAUAAUCUAUGCAAUCAUAGUAAGUAUUUGCACCGUGGCACUGUCUUUGAAGCUUCUCUUCUAA